AUGAGCCUGACAGCAACUGUACCAAUGCACGACGACCUUCCUUCCCCCAAUCCAUCUCUGGCCCCCUCGUCAGACCUCUCCCUCUCCACCUCCUCACUCGACCAUGACGACCACGACCUCUCCGAAACCGACGUCGACGUCGAUGUCGACAUGGACACAGACAAAGAAACCCUCGCCAAAAUCCACGAGAAACUAGCACACAUCAACGACCUCUACGCCUCCGGACAGCCGCUCUUCCCGCGCUCGCUCCUCGCCUCUCUAGACGCGCAAAUCGAGAACGCCAACGCCACCACGAAGGCCAGCGAAGCAAACACCGAUACCGAGACCGAAGAGACCGGAAACAGCGCCAAACAAGUCACAAUCCCAGACCUCGACAGCUCCCCACACACCUACAGCCUCCGCGUGCCCUCCUGGUGCGCGGACUUCGCGUCAACCUAUCGCAUCAGCUACAGCAGCAUUCAGAACCUCACCUGCAUCCACCCGAGUUUUCCGGAGGUGCUUCUGCGCGACUCCUCGCCCGUCAGUAUAUGCUACACAUCGAGCCCGGAGGCCGGGCAUGGGUUCAGCGGGGCGGAGGUUGCCGAGAGGUUCGCGGAGAGCGUGAGGAAGUGGGAGUGUAGUUCGACGUGCGGGGAUCUGAAGAGGGCUCUGGGGGAGUUGGUGGGGCGCGGCAAGUUGAGCAGGGUGCGCAAGAUCGUGUGCUUUGGGUUGGGCAGCUUGAGUGCGCACUUGGGGCUGGGGUUGAGUGGGGACGAGUAUGAGUUUACUGUUGGGAGGGCGCAUGCGCAGCAUGCGGCUGUUGGGACGAUGGUGGGGGUGCUCCGGCAAGCGGAUCAGGGUAUGUGUUUGGGGGAGACGGGGGAGGCGAAUGGUGAGGAAGGCGGCGCGGAUGGGAACGGACAGGGACAGGACAGGGAUCCCAUGGCUGCGGCUAUGAGAGACGGAGAGGAGACGGGGACGCAGACGGAGAUAAAAUGCUACGCGCAAGACCCGGCCUACAACGACACCGACCAGGCCCUGCUCCGGAGCAUCGGGAUCCAGCCCCUUGACGAUCCAAAGGGGUUUCUUGCGAUCGACGAAGAAACGCUCGUGUUCAGCGUCAGCCCGAAUGUCCCCGUUAAACAGAUCGUCGCCGAUGUGCAGUGGCCCGGGGCCAUGCUUUGGAAUACGGUUUGCGCGGAGGAGAGGGAUAGCAAGUGGGAGAAGAAGGUGCGCGAUGGAGAGGAGGUUUGGAUUACGCCGUUUACGACCGAUCCGGAUUCGCAGCGGGUGAGGGAUAUGGUAAAGCAUUAUACGAGUGUGCCGCUGCGUGACUCGAAUGAGUGGUUCGGCGAUUUGACCAUCUAUGCUCGAUGA
Messenger RNA from Aspergillus mulundensis, 1356 nucleotides. RefSeq lists its product as uncharacterized. The transcript has 2 exons. The coding region runs from base 1 to 1356 and encodes 451 amino acids. The record is from RefSeq and is a predicted model, not a curated record. NCBI's taxonomy places the organism in Eukaryota, Fungi, Ascomycota, Eurotiomycetes, Eurotiales, Aspergillaceae.